Messenger RNA from Suillus discolor, 342 nucleotides. RefSeq lists its product as uncharacterized. NCBI's taxonomy places the organism in Eukaryota, Fungi, Basidiomycota, Agaricomycetes, Boletales, Suillaceae. The transcript has a single exon. The record is from RefSeq and is a predicted model, not a curated record. The annotation marks the transcript as partial. Gene Ontology annotation, molecular function: nucleic acid binding.
CGUGCGACUAUCCUGAAUCAGGCACAUGAAGAACUUGGACAUAGAGGAGAAGCUGCCACCUGGGAGACAAUUCAGCUUAGGUUUUUCUGGCCCUACUUAUUUUCAGAUGUACGGCAUCAUGUACAAUCAUGUCACCCCUGUCAGAUACGAAGCACUACAAAGAUGCACAUUCCUAUCACAGUAUCUACUCCAUCCACAAUCUUUGUGAAAGUAUACAUUGAUAUCAUGCACAUGCCUCCAGCUCAAGGAUUCAAGUAUAUUGUACUAGCUAGAGAUGAUUUAUCACGCUAUGUAGAAGGACGACCUCUUAAGGCACCUACUGCCAAGGCCCUUAGCAAGUUU